AUGCCUGAAACCCAGACACACAAGCGUAAACGCAGUCAUCAGGGCAUUCCUACUGAUAUGCGCGAGAGAAUGAUGAGCUCCCUCGAUGUUCUACGCGAAAAAUACUCCGGAAUAGAGAAAACGGAGGAGGAAAUGGCAGAAGUGGAGAAAAAUGUGGACGAAUGUCAUCGCUUUUUGGAAGAAAGAAAAGUGACGUUCUCAGAUGCCUCAAAGGUUGAACUUGAAAACUUGAAUGUCAAGACGGGGCGACUCCUCUUCAACCCCCGCAAGAUUGAUCAGUUGGCACAAGCUCGAGCGCAGCAUGUCGUUGGGGAACAGCUGAAAGACCUUGGCUCUCGAUUGCAAAAGAUCUAUCGGCGCGUGAAUAUGAUGUGCGAGAAAGGCAAAAACGGCGACUACCAGGAAUAUCUUGUUAGUCAAACCCCGACUGAACUUGAAGGCCUUUUCCGGUCUGCGGCUGGACACUUCUUCCUCAUAGAAGCCGAAUUGAGAUCACCUGAGUGGGAUGAACUCAUCCUGGAAGCCGUCGCGCAGGCAAUGACGAUUUCGUCGAACGCGAACUUGAAUACUGUUCGCUUCUGCGUUUCAGAUGGCACCUAUUUCGCCUUUUAUGUGUUGAAAAAGAAAAGGGGGGUCUUCACAUACUAUGGAUCAAUCUUUCGGAAAGUUCAUCCAGACGAUGAUAAUUUCGAUGACGAGCUUCAAGUGAUUAUAAACCUUCUUCUUGAAUGGCUCCAGCCCACACGAACUGAUUUGUAUCAAUUGAAAGAGAACCCUAGGUUUGUCAGGCAUCUCGCCCGUGCUGAACAGGGCAUGUGA
Laccaria bicolor S238N-H82 is the source of this 819-nucleotide messenger RNA. RefSeq lists its product as uncharacterized. The record is from RefSeq and is a predicted model, not a curated record. The transcript is spliced from 6 exons. NCBI's taxonomy places the organism in Eukaryota, Fungi, Basidiomycota, Agaricomycetes, Agaricales, Hydnangiaceae. The coding region runs from base 1 to 819 and encodes 272 amino acids.